Zea mays is the source of this 2046-nucleotide messenger RNA. RefSeq names its product Carbohydrate-binding X8 domain superfamily protein. Lineage: Eukaryota; Viridiplantae; Streptophyta; Magnoliopsida; Poales; Poaceae. Bases 369 to 1844 code for a protein of 491 amino acids. The record is from RefSeq and is a predicted model, not a curated record. The transcript has 4 exons.
GUUGAGCACAAGGUGACGGAAGAGCUCAUAUGUAACAGUCCAGUCGUCAAAGAAAGCAGCUUUACCAGCUGCACUGCGCUCCUUGCUGUCUCCCCUGUUCUAAGGUGCGAGAGAGAGAGAGAAAAAAAAAAGGAGCAUGCAUCGCAUUUCUAAUCUAAUACGAUAGUCAUCCACUUUGCCGCGCAUAAUGCUCGUGCUUUCCCACUUUGUACUUAAAUUGCAAAAGCUCCUGUCUCCCACCCCUUCCUUCCCCACUGCCGUUUGCUUGGCCAUCUCCAGCUCACUCCCCCCUCGCUAGAGGUAGAGCCUGCUCUGCUCAGCUCAGCCGCAUCCUUGCCUCCACUGCAAAGAUCUCUCUCCCUUCUUCAAUGGCAUCUGCCUGCCCUCUUACUCUCAGAUUCCUCUUCUCCUGCAUCCUCCUUCAAACAAUCUGCUGUUCAGGAGUAUCUGUGGAGCUAUCAUACGAUUCAGCACAGGUCAAGGCGCUGUCCAGCUCAGCCGUCACCGAGUACAGAGUCACGGUCACCGACAAGCGGCGUGCCUAUUACGUCUUCCAGAAGCCGUUUGUGUGCAGAGACAAGCCAUGCAGAUCGUCGGAGCCUAUCGCCGCCGCCGGCUCAUUUGUCAACGAGGCUAUUGCUGGUGCCAAACGGCAUGAGCCAGAGGCAAACGGCGAGCUCGCCGUGGUUGCGGAGAUCGAAGGGGCCGGCGUCGUGCCCCACGUCAAGAGCCGUGUGGCUCCAAGCGCGGUGGCAAUGAGUAGCGGCCGGGAGAAGAGGCUCUUGGGUGUCCUGGUCGACGUGCCCUCCCCUCGGCGGGAGCUCGGCGAGGCAAGAGCCACGGCGCGCGACGAGUUCUCUCCGGUCAGCAACCCGGCGACGACUCCCGUGAGCAACCCAGUCACCGUGCCGGCCACCAACCCGAUGCCCCCGGGCUUCGUCACCGUGCCAUCGACCAACCCGGGCAACGGGAUCGCGACCAACCCGAACCUGCCGCCGUUGUACCCGGAGCCGACGACGCCGGGCACCAUGCCCAUGCCUGACCCGACGACGACGCCCGUGACCGUGCCACCCGCCUUCACGAAUCCGGUCGCCGCGCCGAACACCAUGCCGGGGACGGCGGUGACGAACCCGGCGACGACGCCGACGCAGUUCCCUGGCUCGUCGCCUGUCACCAACCCGGUGACCACGUAUCCGUACCCGCAGCAGGGCGGCAUGCCGGCAACAACGCCGCCAGCGGUGUACCAGCCUCCGGCGACGGCGAUGCCCGGCACGGUGCAGCCGGGCGCGCCGACCGUGGCAGGGCAGGCGGCGUGGUGCGUCGCCAAGUCGGGGCUCAUGGACACCGCCCUCCAGGACGGGAUCGACUACGCGUGCGGCGUCGGCGGGGCCGACUGCUCGGCCAUCCAGCCCAUGGGCGCCUGCUACAACCCCAACACGCUGCAGGCCCACGCCUCCUACGCCUUCAACAGCUACUUCCAGCGCAACCCGUCGGCGGCGAGCUGCGACUUCGGCGGCGCCGGCAUGCUCGUCAAUGUCAACCCAAGCUCAGGAACUUGCGUGUACCAGACACCAGCAGGUUUCGGCGCCGGUUACAGCCCGGGGACGACGGGCGUCGGUGUGCCUAGCGGUUACACUCCGGGGAUGUCGGGCGCCGUGGGAGGGGGCUCCGGCUCCACGGUGCUGAACGCCAACGACCCCGGGGGUAACUCCAUGUACGACGACGGCUACGACAACCCGACGGGGCUCACCGCCGGCUCGGCGUCGCUGUCCUGCGGCGGCCGGGUCGUCGUGUGCCUCAUCUGGAUGGUCACCUUUGCAUUUGUCAGGGAGAAAAUGUUGUAGAGCCCACCUCGAGCUGCUGGAAGGAAAUAGGAUCACACUGCUGUCACAUGUUUGUUUGUUAAUCAGUUGUGUCGUGCUGUACAUAUACGAUCGAGUGAGUUUCUCAUAUGCGAGAUGAGAUGACGAGUACAUGUUUUUUAUGUCGGUUGUACAGGAGUGGAUUCAAAGAUGAAAAUGGGAUUGGAGCAAUUCAAAAAAAAAA